This is a messenger RNA of Phlebotomus papatasi, 1703 nucleotides long. It is a transcript of the gene Prim2, whose product is annotated as DNA primase large subunit. Gene Ontology annotation, cellular component: alpha DNA polymerase:primase complex. NCBI's taxonomy places the organism in Eukaryota, Metazoa, Arthropoda, Insecta, Diptera, Psychodidae. The record is from RefSeq and is a predicted model, not a curated record. Bases 74 to 1645 code for a protein of 523 amino acids. The transcript has a single exon. Gene Ontology annotation, biological process: DNA replication, synthesis of primer.
AAAAAAUGCGCGGGAAAGCAGUAACAUAACCUCACUUUUGGUGUUUUUAUUCCUUGUCGUGGUUCCUGAGAAAAUGGAUUUUCCAAAGAGACGCCCAAGGACGGUGGAAAUUCAGCCUGAGAUGGAGAAUUUGGAGAAGCUCUACUUCACCAAUAUCUCCAUGUAUCGCCUACCUCCCAUGUCGGAGGUGAGUAUUCAGGAAUUUGAAGAAAUGGUGCUGGACAGAUUGCGUCUUCUGCGAAUCCUUGAGCACAGCACUCUCAAGGAAUUUAAACCCUACAGCAACGAAUGGCGAGAUUUCGUGUUGACAGAACUCAAUGUGGCUGGCCUCAAAGGAUAUGUACGCCUCAUUCAGGGUGCUUCUGGUCAGAAGGAAAGUGUCCUUCAGGCACGUCGUCGGGACUACAUAUCGCAUUUUCUCCUUCGUUUGGCCUACUGCCGUUCUCAGGAUCUGCGAAGGUGGUUUGUGACACGAGAGACCGAACUGUUCCGUCUCAAAUUUAUGCAUCUGAGUCCCGAUGGAGUCUCUGAGUUUCUCAAGGUUCACGAUCUGAAAUACAAUGAAAUGACUGCAAAGGAGAAGGACUACUUCAAAGCCUCAAUUGCCUCCUGCACCUUUUCCGGGAGUGUGGCUUCAGUUGAGAAUGGAAAAUAUUUCAAAGUACCCUUUGCCAGUGUACCAGAUCUCGUCACAACAGGUCGAUGCUAUUUGUACCGUGGUGUAGCAUUCGUCAGUGCCAAUGACAUUGUAUCCAUUGUCUCGACGGACUUUAAGAAGAUCUUGGAAGAUGGCUUGCAAGCCUUGACAAAGAUUAUCUCUGAAGUGGACAAUGACGAGAGGGUAUAUCAUAUCAUCAAGAACCUCCAUAAAUCCUACAUUGGACGAGACUAUGCCACAGGAGCUGCAGGAAGUGUUUCUCUCCACCAGAUCGAUGAUCUCUCGAAAAAAUCCUUCCCACUCUGCAUGAGAAUUAUGCAUGAGCACCUCAGAAGCACCCAUACGAUGAAACACGAUGGACGCUUGCAGUAUGGACUCUUCCUCAAAGCCAUCGGACUGUCACUGGAAGACGCUUUACGGUUCUGGCAGGAAGAAUUCACACGACUCAUUCCUGUAGAUGCCUUCCAGAAGAAAUACCGCUAUAACAUCCGAUACAACUACGGCAAGGAAGGCAAAUACAAAGACUUUAGCGCUUACGGAUGUCGCAAAAUCAUCGAUACUUUUCCAACUCCGCCACAAGUGCAUGGUUGUCCCUUCCGAAAUCUCAAAGAAGCUCGUCUGAGAGACAAACUCCUCGCCUAUGGGGUUUCUCGUGCACAUGCUGAAGAGAUCACAGGAAUAGCCAAGAUUGGAAAUUUCCAGGAAGCUUGCAAGCGCUACUUUGAAAUUUCCCAUGAUGUUCAGCUUGCCCUCAGCUUUACCCAUCCCAAUAAGUACUUUGAGGAGAGUCAGGUGGUCAUCAGAAAUCGCAAGAGGGACAAAUCCGAACCAGUGAAGAUAAAAACAGAAUCAGAAAGACUUCUAGAUGAUGAUGCCAAGUUAUGGGAAGAUCCGAGUAAUGAUCCUGAUGUUAAACUUCCAGAUCCGUUGAUGACACAAACACAGGAUCCUGCACAAAUUACCAUGGAUUGGGAAAAUGCUUUUUAAUAUUACACGUGUGCCUUUACAAAAAAAAAUAAUAAAUAAAUAUAUUCCUUUAUUUAAA